GUCUACAAAAUCCUUGUUUCGCCGCCGGCGUGGCCGCUGGAGGUGUCGCCGCUGGAUCGCGAGAGUGGAUUUGUACAUCUGUGUACCGCCGAACAGACCGUGGGCGUGCUUUGUAGGUUUAUGGGUGGCGUGGAGAAGGUGUGGGUUUUGAAGGUGGGGUAUAGAGGGAUUGCGGAGGACACGAGGUGGGAGGGCGCCGAGGAUGCGCCCGGCGAGGAGUUUCCGCAUCUAUAUGGGGCGUUGGAGGAGGGGACGGUGGAGGGGACGGCGGAGCUGGAGAGGGGUGAUGGGUGGGAGAGCGUCGACUUGGAGCACGUGGAGUGGAGGUGA
Messenger RNA from Tricharina praecox, 330 nucleotides. RefSeq lists its product as uncharacterized. Lineage: Eukaryota; Fungi; Ascomycota; Pezizomycetes; Pezizales; Pyronemataceae. The annotation marks the transcript as partial. The record is from RefSeq and is a predicted model, not a curated record. The transcript has a single exon.